GAAGUUUUGGCUCCUAACGCUUUAGAAUGGGUUUUUGUGGCUCUCUACGUCGUCGUCUUCAUCGUCGGCAUAACAGGAAAUCUCCUUGUCUGCAUCGUCGUGUGCACUGAGAAGUGGAUGAGGACAGUCACCAACUUGUUCAUCGUCAACUUGGCUCUGGCUGAUUUUUUGGUCAUUCUUGUCUGUCUGGUGCCCUCUGUGAUCACAAACCUCACUAAAACGUGGUACUUCGGAGAAACCAUGUGCAAGAUGCUUGUCACUUUGCAGCUCAUGUCAAUCUCAGUAUCAGUCUUAACACUGAGCGCCAUCGCCGUGGAAAGAUAUUACGCCAUUUGCCAUCCACUGAAGUUCCAGGCAACCAUCAAACGAACGAAACUGUUCAUUCUUCUCAUCUGGAUUGUCUCUAUAAUUGUGGCUAUGCCAGAAUACAUUACGGUUGACACU
Helobdella robusta is the source of this 444-nucleotide messenger RNA. RefSeq lists its product as hypothetical. Gene Ontology annotation, molecular function: neuropeptide Y receptor activity. NCBI's taxonomy places the organism in Eukaryota, Metazoa, Annelida, Clitellata, Rhynchobdellida, Glossiphoniidae. The record is from RefSeq and is a predicted model, not a curated record. The annotation marks the transcript as partial. Gene Ontology annotation, cellular component: membrane. The transcript has 3 exons. Gene Ontology annotation, biological process: G protein-coupled receptor signaling pathway.